AUGGCGCCUCAAAAUCCCACAGCCGCAGCAGACGCACACCUCACGCGCACCUCCGAACCCAAAAAGCGCAAGGCCACACUUGCGAACCUGAAGUCGACACUGCAAAGCACCAAAGCAAAGCUCCGGUCGUACAGUCGGUCUAAAGUCACAAAAGCACGAGCAAAAGGCAAAGCAGUCAAGAAGCAAGAGCGUUGGAAGCAGACGACAGGGCGGUUCUCCGUCAUCGAGGAAACUGUUAGCCUUAUGGCCACCUCUUCCUCCAGUGAUGAAUCCCAAAGCGACACUGGAGCGUCUUCAUACACAGCCAGUUCUUCGCCUCACUCCUCGCUUGCGGCGCGUGACCUCGAAGUCGGUGCAACUCUCGGACGCGGAAGUUUGGACGUGUCUAUCUCGCCCGCAUCAACACAGGAAGAAGAGAAAUUGAUACGGCGCGAAUUGGAGAUCCAUCAGAACCUUGCACACAAGAAUAUUCUGAAGCUUCUUGCCUGGUUUCACGACGAGAAGAGCAUCUACCUUGUCCUGGAGUUCGCAGCAGGUGGCAGCCUCUACUCAAGGCUAAAGAAGCAGCCAAAAUCUCGCUUUACCGAACACCAGACGGCCAUCUACAUGGCACAGAUUGCAUCAGCUCUGCGCUACAUGAAUAACAAGAACAUCAUGCACCGGGAUAUCAAGCCUGAGAAUAUACUGCUUGGAUUCCACUCGGAGAUCAAGCUGGCCGACUUUGGAUACUCUGUACACUCUGAGUCUGGGUACCGGUCCACUGUGCGUGGGACCCUUGACUACUUGAGUCCCGAGGUCGCAGUCAUGAUGUUGAAGCCUGGGAUGAGCUCAGGAUGGUACACCAAGGCGAUUGAUCAGUGGGGCUUGGGUGUUUUGAUGUACGAGUUGCUGGUUGGUAGGCCGCCUUUUGAGAUGAAGAAUACGAAGAGCACACAGCGGAAGAUUGCAAACUUCAAGGGCAAGGGGAUCAAGUUCCCGGGACAUAUUAGUCAGGGCGCGGAAGAACUGAUCCGUGAGUUGCUGAAUCUCGAAGCGGAAAAGCGUAUGAGCCUUGAUGAUGUGUUGGCGCAUGGCUGGAUCAUGGGACACGUGGAGAAGUCAGUGCAGUCAGGCUUACGGUCGUUUGAUCAGCUGCUUCAGUGA
This is a messenger RNA of Pyrenophora tritici-repentis Pt-1C-BFP, 1143 nucleotides long. RefSeq lists its product as uncharacterized. Gene Ontology annotation, biological process: regulation of cytokinesis; mitotic spindle organization; protein phosphorylation. The record is from RefSeq and is a predicted model, not a curated record. NCBI's taxonomy places the organism in Eukaryota, Fungi, Ascomycota, Dothideomycetes, Pleosporales, Pleosporaceae. Gene Ontology annotation, cellular component: spindle microtubule; spindle midzone; kinetochore. Gene Ontology annotation, molecular function: ATP binding; protein kinase activity.